Neltuma alba is the source of this 1866-nucleotide messenger RNA. Its product is annotated as UDP-glycosyltransferase 74C1-like. The transcript has 3 exons. Lineage: Eukaryota; Viridiplantae; Streptophyta; Magnoliopsida; Fabales; Fabaceae. The record is from RefSeq and is a predicted model, not a curated record. Bases 1 to 1866 code for a protein of 621 amino acids. Gene Ontology annotation, molecular function: quercetin 3-O-glucosyltransferase activity; quercetin 7-O-glucosyltransferase activity.
AUGCCAAACCCUCCAUCAAACUUCGUAAAGGAAACACUUGAGAGAGGGAUGUUUGUGACCUGGUGCCCUCAGGUACAUGUGCUCUCUCACCCUGCGGUAGGCUGCAUAGUGACGCACUGUGGGGAAAAUUCCCUUAUGGAGGCCAUAGUGUUUGGAGUUCCAAUGGUGGCAAUACCUAGAUUCGCUGAUCAAAUACCAAAUGCACAUUUUGUGGAGAAGGCGUGGAAAGUGGGUGUGAAUCCGAGGAAGAACGAAGAAGGGGUGUGCAGUAAGGAAGAAAUAGAGAGAUGUUUAAGGGAGUUGAUGCACGAGGAGAAAGGGAAGGAUAUAAAGAAGAAUCUGAUGCAGCUAAAGAAGGAUGCCAAAGAGGCCGUGAGCGAAGGAGGAAGUUCUGAUAAGCACACUAAGGAAUUCAUCUCAAGGCUUGUACGGCCUACUUGGAGGAAAGAAGUGAAGAGAAUGGGCGAGCAUGAAGGGAGAGCACAUGUGCUGAUGUUGGGCUUUCCAGGGUAUGGUCAUAUAACUCCAUUGAUCCAAUUUGCGAGGCGUUUGGCAUGCAGAGGCAUCAAAGUCACCUUUGCAUGCUCACUCUCUGCAACACAAUCCAUUCAAACUGGGAAUCACUUGAUCUCUCUCUUACCCACCUACGAUGAUAUCACACAGGCUGGCCUCAGAGGUCCGGGCGGGCUUUUCGGCUUUCUUGAAAUGUUCAAGGAGAGAACCACUAAGAUCUUACUAGAUUUCAUCAACAAGAGCCUGCAGGACUGUGAUGAGAGGACAAAGGUCAAGUGCUUAGUUUAUGAUUCUGAUCUUCAUUGGGCAUUGGAUAUUGCAAAGCAGACGGGUCUUCUCAGUGCCACGUUUCUUGCUCAAACAUUGGGUUCUACUGUAGCUUAUUACAUGCUAAAUCUGAAGGUGCACGGUGACAAGCUGAAAGUGCCGGCUUUGGACAUACCGGAUUUCUCAGACACUGGAGUUUCACAUGUAGUAGAUGGUCCGGGGUUAGAUAAGAUUUCCCCAGUUCUGAGAGUUGUAUUAAGCAAGUUUGAUAACUUCGGCAAAGCGGAUUUGUAUUUUUGUCACACUUUUGAUAGGAUGGAACACGGGGCAUUGGAAUGGAUGAAGAACAUUUGCCCCACCAUCGCAACAGUAGGUCCAAUGGUACCAUCAAUUUAUCUAGACAAGACAAUGGAAGACAACAGAGACUAUGGUUUCAACAUGAACAAACAAGACAGCAAUACGUGUCUGGAAUGGCUCAACACUAAAGAACCGAACUCUGUCGUUUAUGUUGCAUUCGGGAGCAUGACUGACAUAAACACACAGCAGAUGAAGGAAAUGGCGACGGCACUGAAGAACUUGAGAUGCAAUUUCCUAUGGGUGAUGAAGAAAACUGAAAUGCCAAACCUCCCAUUAAACUUUAUAGAGGAAACGGCAGAGAAGGGGAUGUUUGUGACAUGGUGCCCUCAGGUGCAGGUGUUGUCUCACCCUGCGGUAGGCUACACGGUGACGCAUUGUGGGGCAAAUUCCCUUAUGGAGGCCAUGGUGUUUGAAGUUCCAAUGGUGGGAGUGCCCAAGUUCGUUGAUCAAAUACCAAAUGCGUAUUUUGUGGAGAAGGUGUGGAAAGUGGGUGUGAAUCCGAGGAAGAACGAAGAAGGGGUGUGCAGUAAGGAAGAAAUAGAGAGAUGUUUGAGGGAAUUGAUGUAUGAAGAGAAAGGGAAGGAUAUAAAGAAGAAUCUGAUGCAGCUGAAGAAGGAUGCCAAAGAGGCCGUGAGCGAAGGAGGAAGUUCUGAUAAGCACAUCCAAGAAUUCAUCGCUAGGCUUGUGCAUGGGCCUCCUCAUUCCGUGGAACAAGCAGUUCAAGUCUAG